AUGUCCCGGUUAGGAACGGUUGUUUGGGUUGCAAACAGAUGCAACCCCAUCAAUGAUUCUUCCGGCGUGUUGAUGAUAAACAGCACAGGUAAUCUUGUGCUUUUGAGUCAGAAUAGCAGCGUUGUUUGGUCGACGAGUUUAGUUAAACAGGCCCAAAAUGCGACGGUAGAGCUCUUGGAUUCCGGGAAUUUGGUGCUAAGAGAUGCAAAAGAUGGAAAUUCAGGAACUCCUUUGUGGCAAAGCUUCGACUAUCCUUCCGAUACAUUAUUACCAGGAAUGAAGUUGGGGUGGGACUUGAGAACAGGCCUAAAACGGCAUUUGUCAGCAUGGAAAAAUUCAGAAGAUCCCGUCGCAUGGAAUGAACUGACAAUCUGUGGUUCACCCGAACAUCCUAGUCCUCGUUAUAGUUUCAAUUUUGUCUACAACGACGAUGAAGUUUACGUCACAUACAAACCGAAGAUUGAGUCGAUACUGUCAAGAGUGGCUUUGAACCAAACCACCAGCACAUGUGCUCGGUUUCAGUGGAAGGUGGGAUAUCAAGCUUGGCAGGAUUUUUCAUCAAGACCUACAGAAUCAUGUGAUUAUUAUGGCUUCUGUGGAGCCAAUGGAAAUUGUACCAGUGAGGAUCCGGUCUGCAAAUGUAUACAAGGAUUCAGCCCCAAGUCUCAAGAAAAGUGGAAUUUAGCAGACUGGUCUCUAGGUUGCGUGCGCAAUAAACCAUUAAGCUGCCAUGAAGGAGAUAAAGAUGAGUUUCUCAAAUUUGAUGGCUUCAAAUUGCCAGAUACUACAAAUUCUUGGAUAUCAAACAGGUUCCUGUUGCUGGAAAGGAAAUAUAUAAUUCGAACGUCAGCUGCUGAAAUAGUCAACAAUGAAGGAGAAAACAGCAGAAAAGUGAAGAUUGCAAUUAUAGUUGUUGGCAUAGCAAUAGUGUUUUCCGGAGUGCUGUUAGUUGGCUAUGUCAUUCGCCGAAGAAAGAGAAAAAAUAAAGAAAUAAGGGAAAGAAAUGAGGACAAUGAAGGGGCUCCAAGAGGGGACAUGGAGCUCCCACUCUUUGACCUGAUGACAGUAGCUAGGGCCACGGAUAACUUUUCAAGCAAUAAAAAGCUCGGAGAAGGUGGAUUUGGCCCUGUUUACAAGGGGACGCUGGCCGACGGACAAGAAAUUGCUGUGAAGAGGCUUUCAAGAAGUUCUAGCCAAGGAUUGAACGAGUUCAUGAAUGAAGUUAUAUUGAUUGCCAAACUCCAGCACCGAAAUCUGGUAAGGCUUCUUGGUUGUUGCGUUCAAGGAGAGGAGAAAUUGCUACUUUAUGAAUACAUGCCCAACGGAAGCCUAGACUCCUCCAUUUUUGAUGAAACGAGAAGAGAACUGUUCGAUUGGCCUAAACGUUUCAACAUUAUAUGUGGCAUUGCUCGAGGUCUCGUCUAUCUCCAUCAGGAUUCUAGGCUAAGGAUUAUUCAUAGAGAUCUCAAAGCAAGUAAUGUUUUACUUGAUAAUGAAAUGAAUCCGAAAAAUUUCAGACUUUGGCCUAGCUAGAUUAUGCGAAGGAG
Messenger RNA from Malus domestica (apple), 1547 nucleotides. NCBI's taxonomy places the organism in Eukaryota, Viridiplantae, Streptophyta, Magnoliopsida, Rosales, Rosaceae. The record is from RefSeq and is a predicted model, not a curated record.